Messenger RNA from Acromyrmex echinatior (Panamanian leafcutter ant), 1014 nucleotides. RefSeq lists its product as uncharacterized. The record is from RefSeq and is a predicted model, not a curated record. Lineage: Eukaryota; Metazoa; Arthropoda; Insecta; Hymenoptera; Formicidae.
GCGAGCAGGCAAUUUGCAAGGAAUUUCUGGCGAUGCCGAUUAAGCAAAGGACGGUAGAGGUCCGCUAUCGUAAGCUUUGCGUCAAUUGUCUGCAAUCUCCGGCGCAUUCAUUGAAUAAAUGCCCAUCAAGAGAUUGCAAAAUCUGUAACGCCAGGCACAACAUAUUGCUAUACACGAGCGCCAGCUCAUUAGAGGAUCCCGACAAUACAAAGGAAUCGAAGGUAGAAGAUUCCACGACAACUGUGAUCACGCACUCGUUGACCAACCAUGGCAAAAAUCACAUCAUGCUUUCCAUGGCUGUGGUCAACGCUGUUGCCUAUGAUGGCACAUCACGUCCGUGUCGAGUCUUACUAGAUUCUGGUUCCCAGGCGAAUUUUAUCUCAAGGGAAUUCAUGGGGACUCUUGGUUUACAACGUUUUCUAAACGUGUCGAUAACCGAUAUCAAUAAUAUUACAUCGAAUGCUACGCAGUCAAAGUAACGCUAUAAUCACGAUUAAAUUCUUAUUGUCAAUAGACUGUAUAUUAACAGAUCAGAUAACCGAGAAACUUCCGACAUCCACAUCAAGACGAAGAGACUACAAUAUUUCUCGAAAUCUCAAUUUGACAGAUCCUCGAUUUAAUGUUUCCUCCAACAUUGACUGCCAACAUAAACGAGAAUCUACUCGUCUGUUGGCAACGCAUAGAGGUAACAUUAAGGUAACAUUUUUGAUGGCGAUGGAGCUCAGAAUAUGUUCACAUCCUGUAAAUGAAAGUUUCACGUUCCAAAUGAAAGUUUAGUAAAGGGGAGCAACUCAAAAUCGGUCAAGUUGUGCUUGUGAAACAACAGGCUUAUGCCCUCUUCAUUGACUAUUAGAGUGUGUGUAGGAUGUUCACGCCGGCAUCGACGGCAUUGUAAGAACAGCCGAGAUAAGGACGGUGAAGGACAUCCUCACAAGAUUACUAACUAGGCUAUCAAUAUUAUCCAUCGAAAUUCAAACCAACGGAGAUUAGUCAUUAACGCGCGUUCGUUUGACA